Messenger RNA from Arachis stenosperma, 1257 nucleotides. RefSeq lists its product as uncharacterized. The transcript is spliced from 5 exons. Lineage: Eukaryota; Viridiplantae; Streptophyta; Magnoliopsida; Fabales; Fabaceae. Bases 1 to 1257 code for a protein of 418 amino acids. The record is from RefSeq and is a predicted model, not a curated record.
AUGACUAGUGAGGAGAGUUUUUUAGUGUUGGUGCACUAUAGAAGGUUGAUUAAGAAAAAAGCACGCUCUGUUUUGCGAGAAGAUGCGAAAUACGAUUCGUUUGUCAUAGGGAAUGACGAGGAUUUGGAGGUUCUGUUCCAUUGUCGUCGGCAGUUUUCCGAUGUCAGGACACCUGAGUUGUUGGCCAAACUUGUAGAUGUGGUCUCUAGCUCAAAUGGUUCGAACCGAAAUCCCCAAACUCUAGAAACAGCAGCCUGUUCUAGUUCGAGGUCUGUUGGUGCCUCUUCAUCCGUGCCUGUGAUUGCACCUCAGGCAAUGGUGGUUGUCUUCCCGUCCUUCGCAGCUAAUUCAACCGCAGUGGUGAUGACGAAGUUGCAUGUAUUGCCGGAUGAUGAUGACGCUGAUGAUGUGGAUCUGAACAUCAUUGCCGAUGAUAGCGGUGAUAACAUAGCAGCAAACAAAGAGGAGAUUCCUGGCGAACCUGUUGGAUUUAGUGCUAGAGAUACACAGGGUACCAGAGGUCUAUCAGAGUUUCAGGUUGGUCAGCAGUUUCAGGACAAAGAGGAGGUCGUGUUAAGCAUGAAGACUUAUAGCAUCCGAUGCGGGGUACAGUACAAAGUGAUAGAGUCCAAUUAUCGCAAGUACGUUGGAAAGUGUAAGGAAUUUGGCAACGGGUGCACAUGGUUGAUUAGGAUCAAUCUUAGCCAUCGUAAAGGUAUUUGGGAGGUAAAACGGUACAAUGGACCUUAUACUUGUCUGGCCACGUCGAUCUCGAGCGAUCACAGGAUUCUUGAUUAUCAUGUGAUCUCGGCCUUCAUACUGCCAAUGGUUAGAGUUGAUGUAGCCGUAUGUAUCAAGGUGGACCAGUCGCAAGCCUAUUUUCACUGGCUUUUUUGGACAUUUCCACCGUGUAUUGAGGCAUUCCAGCAUUGCAAGCCGUUGGUUAGUAACAACAGGACCCACCUAUAUGGCAAAUACAGGGGUACGUUGCUAGUUGCAAUUGCACAAGACAGGAACUCCAACAUCCUGCCUAUUGCAUUUGCACUUGUGGAGUGUGAGAAUGCUAAGUCGUGGUCUUUUUUCCUAUCCCACCUCCACCAGUAUGUGACUCCACAGUCGGGUAUUCUGGUGAUAUCAGAUCGGCACAAUGGUAUCAAGGCGGCACUUGAGGCUCCCGACGGAGGUUGGCUACCACCUGCUGCAUACCGUACAAUCUGUAUUCGACAUGCUGCAUACCGUGCAUUGUAUAUCUCUUAA